CAAUCGGCGGUGAGGAGCAGGUGAGGAGAGGCAGGUGCCAUGGUUCUCCGCUUGCUUUGUUCGGAAUGAUUCGGGCCAAGUCGGAAUCGUGGCGGUUGGUAAAACAGUGGGCAAGCAGCAGCGUCUUCACUUCAUCCCGUCCUAUCCCGUCUCUGAGAUCGCUUCCAGGGUAUCAAAUGACACAUCUCUUAAGGUGUUACAUCUUCUGCGAGGUGCCAUUAUUUUUGGCUUCAGAAAUGUUGAAUAGGACUCCUCAUGGAGAUGUCCUCUUCGAAUGGUAGGAGAAGAUUUGUUCACUGCAAUUACGAUUCCUGGAUGUAGAGGAAAUAUUAAAUUUGUCCUGGCAGAAACUAGUUCAAGAAAAUGUGCUGGCCAGAAGUGUGUGUUAUUGGUUGAGAACACUAAUGAAAUUUAGCAAACAAAUAGACAGAAUCCGGAACAUAUCACAUUAUUGAACUAUAUUAAAAAUAUAUUGAAACACUGGUAUUUACAUUUUUGGGCGUGGUUUAAAAAUUAAGGAGGUACUCUUGAUAUAGCUUCUCCUCAAUUCAGUUAUUAGUUUAACUGUACUGUACUUUCCUGGUUUAUAAUUGAAACAAAAGUAAUGGGAUUUAAAUAUACUUAAAUAUUGUUCGGUGUUAAGUAUUUCGUAGGUGGUUAUUAACUUCAUUCUGAAAUGUUCUAAGCACGAUUCAUUAGAUAACUCCGUGGUUUUAAAAAUGUACAGUAAACGGCAAGAAAUAAAUUAUUCAUUAUAGAAUCCUGAAAAAUUGCCAGCGAUGUUUAAUGUACCAUUAUUUAUCCUGGCAUUAGUCAGGUAUUGGUUAACUUACGGAUUCAAUUUAUUCUAGUUGUGAAUGGAUUGCUUGGAACUAUAUAAAUGGUAAAUUAUAAAUACGGUGUCAAUGUAUUUGAGUGCGUGAUUAUCUUUAUCAUCCUUUUACCAUGUUUCUCAAUAAAAAUUAAACAAGAAUGUUUCA
Molecule: messenger RNA, 980 nt
Organism: Gryllus bimaculatus (two-spotted cricket)
Lineage: Eukaryota; Metazoa; Arthropoda; Insecta; Orthoptera; Gryllidae
Source: the annotation of a GenBank genome assembly